AAAUGUCUGAUCUCGCCAGUCGCAUCACGAAACCCGACGAGGCGGCUCCGGCCGAGAAGCAGCCCGAAGCUGAAGCUCCCGUCGUUGAGGCGCAGAACGACGGUGCUGUUGAGGAGCUGGGUGGCUCUGGCCUGCAGGAGCCCGAAUGGGAUGUCGAAGUUUCCCUUAGCGAUCUCCAGAACAAUGAGGCGACACCCUUCCACUCUGCCACGCGAUGGGAGGACAUGGGACUUUCCGAGGACCUGCUCAAAGGCCUUUUGGCUCUCAAGUUCUUGAAACCUUCGAAAGUGCAGGGAAAGUCCCUUCCCUUGAUGCUUAGCGACCCUCCGAGGAAUAUGAUGGCUCAAUCGCAAUCUGGAACUGGAAAGACGGCGGCGUUUGUUACUGCCAUCCUGUCGCGUGUCGACUUCAGCAGACCUGAGCAGCCGCAAGCUCUGGCUCUGGCUCCCAGCCGUGAGCUGGCUCGUCAGAUCGAAGGCGUCAUCAAUGCUAUUGGUCGAUUUAUCAAGGAGCUCAAGGUUGCCGCGGCCAUUCCAGGUGCCCUCCCUCGCGAUCAGCCAGUUCGAUCGGCAGUUAUUGUUGGAACACCAGGUACCGUGAUGGAUAUCAUUCGACGUAGGCAGUUGGAUGUCUCCCAACUCAGGGUCCUCGUCUUGGACGAGGCCGACAACAUGUUGGAUCAGCAGGGAAUGGGCGAUCAGUGCCUGAGAGUCAAGAACAUGCUGCCCAAGAACAUCCAGAUCCUUCUCUUCUCUGCCACUUUCCCCGACAAAGUGGGCUCCUAUGCGCAGAAGUUUGCGCCAAAUGCCCACUCGCUCAAACUACAGCGCAACGAACUUACGGUCAAGGGUAUUUCACAAAUGUUCAUUGACUGUGCCGACGACAACAUCAAGUACGAUGUGCUCUGCAAGCUCUACGGUCUGAUGACCAUUGGACAGUCUGUCAUCUUCGUCAAGACCCGUGAAAGCGCCAACGAGAUCCAGAGACGCAUGGUGGCUGACGGACACAAAGUAUCCGCUCUGCACGCUGCCUUUGACGGCAACGAAAGAGAUGAGCUGCUGGCCAAGUUCCGGAAUGGCGAGAACAAGGUUCUCAUCACCACCAACGUUCUGGCCCGUGGUAUUGACGUGUCGACCGUGUCCAUGGUCAUCAAUUACGAUAUCCCGAUGAAGGGCCGCGGCGAUACUGAGCCGGACGCCGAGACAUACCUCCACCGUAUCGGCCGAACCGGACGUUUCGGCCGUGUCGGUGUCAGUAUCAGCUUUGUUUACGACAAGAAGAGCUAUGAUGCCCUCAGCAGCAUUGCCAACACCUACGGGAUCGAUCUGGUUCGCCUCGACACCGACGACUGGGAUGAGGCUGAGGAACGAGUCAAGGAGGUCAUCAAGAAGAACCGAGCUCAGGCUGCUUACGCGCCAAGCGCAACGGACAACGCGGCCAAGGCAUCCUAGAGAGGUGAAUUUGACUCGUGGAUGACGAUGUGAACUGGCGGCGAAUCUCGUAUAUAUCUUUUCUUCUUUUUUCUGCAUGAUGAGAUUGCCGCAAUACAACGCUUGAUGAUGGAUGGUACGAUAAUGGGGGGUUUAUACAAGAGGAUCUGUAGAGUAUGGCACGACAAGAUACCAAAAAUUGCAGAGUUGUGU
Trichoderma citrinoviride is the source of this 1643-nucleotide messenger RNA. Its product is annotated as DEAD-domain-containing protein. Gene Ontology annotation, biological process: poly(A)+ mRNA export from nucleus. The record is from RefSeq and is a predicted model, not a curated record. Gene Ontology annotation, molecular function: RNA binding; ATP binding; RNA helicase activity. Gene Ontology annotation, cellular component: nucleus; cytoplasmic stress granule. Lineage: Eukaryota; Fungi; Ascomycota; Sordariomycetes; Hypocreales; Hypocreaceae. The annotation marks the transcript as partial. The transcript is spliced from 4 exons.